Messenger RNA from Thamnophis sirtalis, 3563 nucleotides. RefSeq names its product solute carrier family 4 member 1 adaptor protein (gene SLC4A1AP). Lineage: Eukaryota; Metazoa; Chordata; Lepidosauria; Squamata; Natricidae. The record is from RefSeq and is a predicted model, not a curated record. Gene Ontology annotation, molecular function: protein binding.
GGCCGCUUUUCCCGGAACUGAAGCACCGGGGAAGCAGUUUCCUGGGGGGACCCGUUAGAGAAGCAGACCUGCUAAGAUGGCGGCUCCCACAGAAGAGAGUAUUCCGUCGGAGGAUUUUAAGAAGCCGAAUUUGCCCCCGCCGUUGCCUCUUUCCCUCGCCCGAGGAAAGGCAGCUGAGGGGGAGGCUCCUAAGCGCCCCCACGGCCCUGAGGUGGGCCCUUGUCCCCCUGUCCUUCCCGACUAUCAGGAGCCGCCGUGGGGAGGUUGCCCCUCCGAAGAGGAUUCCUCCGGCUACAGCCUGGAGACGGUAAAAGGCGGCACGGUGCUUGACCGCGUUAGCCUAGCCGGUCGGAGCCGGCUCCUGGUAGGCCGCGCGCCGGGCUGCGACCUCUCCUUGGUUCAUCCGUGCGUGUCGCGGCAUCACGCCGUGCUUCAGUGCCGGCCGCCACGGAGCUCCGCGGAAGGGGAAAAAGAACCCCUGGCGUCGGAGAGUCCCGAACCCGGCCUGUAUAUCUACGAUCUGGACAGCGCCCACGGCACCUUCCUCAACAAAGCGAGGGUCCCUCCCCGCACCUACUGUCGCGUCCGGGUGGGUCAUGUCUUGCGUUUCGGAGGCAGCAGCCGCCUCUUCAUCUUGCAGGGUCCAGAGGAGGAUCAAGAGCCAGAAUCAGAACUGACUGUAACACAACUGAAAGAACUGCGUAAGCAGCAAAAGGCUAAGUUAGAAAAAACUAUGCUGGGUGAUGAUUCUGACGAGGAACAAAAGGAAAUUGAAAUAAAGAAAAGUGAAACUAGUCGGAGUGAUUUAAGCUGUUCCUGGGGAAUAGGGGAAGAUGCAGAGGAAGAAGAGGGUGAAGAAAAUCCAAUUGCUGUUGAGUUUCAAGAGGAUCAAGAAGCCUUUUAUUUGAAAGAUCCCAAAAAGGCAUUGCAAGGGUUUUUUGAUAGAGAAGGUGAAGAAUUGGAAUAUGAAUUUGAUUCUCAUGGAACAGGCACCUGGCUUUGUAGGGUGAAGCUGCCUAUAGAUGAUGCCUCAGGGAAACAGCUCGUAGCAGAAGCUAUUCAUUCGGGGAAGAAAAAAGAAGCAAUGAUCCAGUGUGCAUUGGAAGCCUGCAGAAUAUUGGAUGCUAGGGGUGUGUUGCGACAAGAGGCAGUGUCCCGGAAAAGAAAAGCAAAGAAUUGGGAAGAAGAAGACUUCUACGAUAGUGAUGAUGACAUAUUCCUUGAUCGGACAGGAGUUAUUGAACAGAAACGACUCAACAGAAUGAAGAAAGCUGGAAAGAUAGAUGAAAAGCCAGAAACAUAUGAUUCAUUGGUUGCAAAACUACAUGCAGGUGAAAGAGAGCUCUCUGAAAUAGCAGAGAAGCUAAAAUCUUCAAGGACAACACAGUCCCAUUCAGCAACUCAGGAUUCACUGGAUGAAUUUAUGACAGAAAUCAAGUCAGGGUGUUCCGUAGACAGUGUGACACGUAAAAAACUUCAUUUGAGAACCUUUGAACUGAGGAAGGAACAGCAGCGAUUGAAAGGAUUAAUUAAGAUAGUUACCCCUGCAUCCAUGCCACAACUGAAGUCCCAGUUUCAGAAUCAAGAUCUGGAAUCCCAAAAUAAGCCCAAAAAGCUAACAUUACCCCUAUUUGGUGCCAUGAAAGGCGGAAGCAAAUUCAGACUAAAAACAGGGACGGUAGGGAAGCUGCCCAUGAAACGUCCAGAUAUACCGGUAAACCUGUUAAAGAUGAAAGAUGAGAGGCCAGAAGAAGAGGAAGAAGAAGAGGAGGAGGAGGAAGAUGAUGUGAACAGCAGUGUAAAUCAAAGUUCACAGAACACAAAGAUGGAAAUGGUUAAAGAAGAGAAUCCCCUCUCCAGUUCUUAUUCACCCAGCAACCAAAGACUUAAGUCUCAGUCUGAGUCUUCAAGCAAGCAUACAAGCUCAUUAGCUCAUAAUUCCCCAGUGAAUGAAUUGCAGGUAAAACUAGAAGCAUCUGAGAUGCCAGCAGAAAAACCAAAGAAUCAGAAAGAUAGCAGUAAACCUAAGAUUCAACAUUCAUUAUCCUCAAACUAUCCAGAAGAUGAUCCAGAUUACUGUGUAUGGGUACCACCUGAAGGUCAAAGUGGUGACGGCAGAACUCAUCUGAAUGCUAAAUACGGCUACUAAAUUACGCUGAAAAGUAAAGACGUAUGGCACAGCAACUGAUAACUGGUACAAUAUGCCAUUGAAAUGACAAGCAACAAUUUUUGUUCAUUUUCUUUAAACACUGUUUAAUGAUUCCUGAUCCUUAUUUAAGGAUGUUUUUCCCCUAGAAGUGAAUGUGUGUAUAAUGUGCAUCAUAAUGUAUAUAUAGUGGUGAUAAUUAAGAAUUUACAGGUAACAUAGAUAUAGCAAUGUUGGUUUUAUAAAAACUUUUUUAAAAUACUUCUUUUUAUUUCUUUAACAUUAUUUCUUGAUGUAAAAGGGGUAAAGGAAUUAGUUUUAGAUUUUUGUUUAGUCAAUAUGUGUGCUAAGGGCUACUUCAAUACUUUAAGGCUUGGGUUGAUUACCAAAAUGUUUUCUGCCUGUCCAUGUACAAGUACAUAUUUCCACAAAAUAUAAUUGCCGAUGGCCCUCUCCAGGUGGAGCUGCUGAAACUUAAGGUGAAGUUUCUGUUGCAGUCUUUUCUGUGAAAGUUCUUUGUUGUUGUUGUUUUUCCCUCUACAAGGUGAAAUACUAACACAUUCAUAUCUUGGCCAGUUGUAGAUUAGUAUUAAUGUGGGUGGGAAAGUGUGUUAAUCUUUGGCAGUUCCUGAAAGAAUAUCUAACAUUGGAUAGUUGAGAGAGUCAUGGCUAAGAUAUGGAAGUACUAUGAAUUAGUACUGAAUAGUAUAUCUGAAACUUUUUUGAUAAGCCAGGAAAAAGGCAAUUAUCUUUGGUCUAGACCAGGUUUUACUUCACAAUUUCUACACUUAGGUUGCAUCAUAUUCCAUAUGAGAAAAGAAUAGAAAUUGCAUUUAAAAGGGAAAAAACAAUCCAUAGGCAUACAGUAGUCUUAUCAUUAAUUAAGGUCGUAAACAUUAAUUAUGGGAAUGGAACCAAUUCAGGAGAGGAGAGGGGGAAGCACUGGAAAAUGUUUACUAGUUUCAACUUUCUUUUGAUGGUAAAAUAAAGCCUGUAGUUUUGAAGCUCUACUUUAAUGGAUUUACUGGCAAGUAGGAAUAUGACAAUUGCCCAAUUCAUAGACUGAAAGGAGUACUGAGUUCAUAAGUAUGGGCCUGAGACAGACUUUAUGAAGUACGGUAAACCUCCAUUUUCUGGGUUCUUUAUCUAAGGCAUAAGAAUCUACUUCCAUUUUGGUCCAUCUGUAAUAUUCGCAUACUAAUAACCAUUUCUCUUAUAACUGAAAGAUUUUAAGAGAUAUUUAUUUUACAUUUAGGUAAAAACCCAGCUUUUUGAAAUAUAUAGCCCAGACUGAGGUUUAUUUCUAAGAUCUCCAGUGUUUCUAAGGUCUUCAUAUUGGGAUCAGAGUCCCAAUAAUUUUAAUUUUUUUAAAAAUGGAAAUAAGCAUGCAACAAAAUAAAGUACAGAUAAAGUAAUA